AUGAGUGCUAAUGCAAGUGUGGAAGAGUUAGUUUUAGGAAUUAGUGGCAGUACAUCGUUUAUUCCUAUGCGUCAAAGACAGAGAAAAGAAGGUGCGGCUAUCCAAGAUGCAGUAAAUGAGGUUGAUCCAUUAGACUGGCCAUCUACUGAAGGUAAUCUCAUUAAUGAAUUUAAAACAGAUGGUUUAGCUACUAUGGCCUUUCCUACAUUGUUUCCUUAUGGGAAGGGUGACCCAACAAAUAGGGCAAGACAACAUGGUAUAACGUUAACCGAAGCAUUCAAACAUUUAAUGAAGUUUGCAGAGAGGCUUGCAGAUGGUAAGUUUGAAUGUUUCGGUUUCCUUAUUGGGCGUUAAACAUGAAACAACGACAUCAGCUCUUGUCACAAGCAAACGUUUACUUGCGUCAACAUCCAUGAUGCAAACAUGACAAUGGAAGAACUGAAACAGAUGGUCAAUUCCAUGAGUGCAAAUCAAAUGGUAAAUAGGUUGCAGUGCUAUGUGUCCAAAGUACAAGGUACGAAUCAGUAUUGGUAUUAGCGGCUGCAGGAAUUGCUGACCCUGAUUGAACAAAAAGGCUGCCCUACUUUUUUCUUUACCUUUAGUGCAGCUGACAUGCAUUGGCCAGACUUACAGAGGCUGUUGCAGAAUGAUGAAGGUGCAAGCAGAUCUGAGCGAGCACAAGCUGUAAUCGACAAUCCCCAUCUGACUGAUUGGUUCUUUAUGCAGCGGCUGCAGGAGUUUGUCAGACAUUGGCUUAAUGGCGUCUUGGAUGCUGAGUGGCACUGGUAUCGUUUUGAGUACCAAGCUAGGGGAAGUAUUCAUUGCCACGGAUGUGCAAAGUUUAAAAAUGACCCUGAUAUAAGAGAAUUACAUAAUAAGGCAUGUGUUGCUUUCCUAGAGAGUGAGACAACAAGGUACGAAAUGUCACCUGAUGAUUUUGAAUUCCUUUGCGGGGAUGUGAUAAGACAGGGAGAAGAUGCUGAGAAGUUGUUAAUACAGUAAGAAAAAAUAUUUCCAUAUUAAUGUUUCCAAUGUGUAUCAAGCUAACUGUGCAGAAUCUGUUGUGGGAUAAUUGUUUCAAUAAUAAAAUUUUAUCCUGCAACAGGCCUUCAAAUGCAUGUACCGGGCACAAUACCGGAUCAUAAUUAUUGCAGUAGUUACACAAUACCGGACUCGCUUCUCAUAGUCAUAACAUUGAAUUUUGCAUUUUUAGAGAUGUCUUACUGUACCUCCUCAAUAUACUGCAAUAGCAUUUCAAGAUACCAUUAAAACUAUACCUUGGCAUGCUGCCACAUGUUGAUAUCAACUAAAAGUGUGCAGGUCAAAUGUUCUUGACUUGUGUCCUUGAUAUCUUACACAGUAAAACUCAAGUUGUACAAGAAGGUUGCAUCAGGCAAAAGUUGUGUAAUGUAAAUCUGCCUUAAUACACAAAACACUCACCAAAUAUCCAGCUAAUAAUAUAUGCAGAUAGCCAAUCUCCACAAUUUUGAAAGGUCUUUCGCCCAUCUUUUUUAUUAUUAUGCAUAUUUUAUUAUAUUAUAAUACGGUAGUAUUACCUUUGCUACAUUAAAAUUGAAAAAGUAACAAUAUUUUACAUGUAAACAAAAAUUCCUUAUAAAAUUCCUUAAAAGGUUUCAAUUUUCCUCAAAGGAAUUUUCAAUAAUUUCUGAAGAUUUCAUUGGGAUGUAAGAAAUUACAUAAAUAGAAAGUGGAAAUUUAACUGUGGCACAAAUCUGUGACUGUGGUCAUACAGGUUUCACAGGAAAAUGUUUCACUCAGUCAAAUUAUGGUGUGAUUAAAACUGUUUUAUGACUAAUUCGGUAAUAUUUGGCUAAUAGAAAAAGCGCACAUGUUUAAUAAGUUAUGAUUAUUUUAAAGGUAUGUUGACUGGCUGGUGACAACUUUUAAUGAGGAAUUGCCAGAUGAAAACUGGAGGAUACCAGACCCUCAUCCAUCUGCUGUUAGCGCUACAACAUUGGAUAAUCGUGACAAUGAUUAUCACAGGUUAGUUAAUACUGUAGAAAGACACACUAGAUGCAGUCCAGCGUAUUGCUUGAAACAGAAAAGAGUGGACCUGCUUGCAGAAUGCAGAUUUGGUUUUCCAAAGCCAUUGCAAGAAGAAACAGAACUGAGCCUUGAGCUGGUGGUAGGUAAGAAUACGAAGUCUGUUGAGUCUGAGUUACAUACCAAACGAAAUGAUCAAAGAUUAAAUUCACAUAACAGGGUGAUGCUCAAAAACUGGCAGGCAAAUGUGGAUUUGCAAGUGAUUGUAGAUGAGAAGGCUUGUGCAAGAUACAUGGCCAAGUAUGCUGCGAAAGGAGAACCCCGAUCGAAAUCGGCGUCAGAAAUACUAAAAUUGUCUGUGUCUUCAUUACAGAAUGAUGACCAAGUCUCUUCGGCCUUCAAGAAAGCAAUGAUCCAAGUUGCUGGAGAUAGAGAUAUGGCAGCACAAGAAACUGCACAUAUGUUACUUAGUCUACCACUGGUUGGCUGCACAUUUAGUUUUGUUACUAUUUCUUUAGAUAACAGCAGGAAGGUUAAUAUUGAUGCAGAAAACGAAAGCGAUGAGGUACUUCAAAAAUCUGUGCUACAAGAAUAUGCAGAACGUACAAAAUUGAAGAGUAUGUAUACAGGCUUGUCUCAGCUAAAUCUGAUGCAAUAUGUGUCACAGUACACGAAAGUCCGAGGUGAGUUGACAAAACGAGCUAAUCCGUACAUUGUCAGGACAUUUCCAAAGAUUUCCGCUAAUCCUGCUGGUCCUGAUUUUGGUAAAUACUGCAAAUAUCAACUAAUAAAGUUCAAACCAUGGGAGGGUCAACCGUCAAAUGCUUGGAACAACAAGGAUGAAAGUGAUCAAAUGUUUAUUAAUGCAUAUGAAUUUUUUCUUAUGACAGAUGAAUUUGCAGAAGAAAAUGUGUUUAGGUAUUCCGAUGAAACAGACAGAGUUCAUGAUGCGCAAUGUGGUCAAACCUUUGAAAACGAUCCAACUGACAAUCAAGAUGAUGACGACGAAAGUGAAGUUGACCCUGAUGAUGAGGAGGAAGUCGAUGAUUGGAUGUUAUUAUGCAGAAUUAACCAAGAUUAUGGGGAAGCAGGUAAUCGGAUGUCAGACAAUGAAGCAGUGGACUGGUUUGAAAUGGUAAGAGCUGUGCCUAGAGAUUUAUUAAAGGAAUUUCAAGGAUGGAUUUAUAGUCAAAGAAAGGAGGCUGAAGAACAUGGUCAGCAUUUUCAAGAAGAUGAUCAACAAUGUGUAAUUGAUCCGGAGACCUUGAAUGAAAAACAACGCCUUGCUUAUGACAUCAUCACAUCUCAGAAUGGUGAUAAUGCCGAGCCUGUUUAUAUGAUUGUGUGUGGAACAGCUGGCACAGGUAAGACAUACUUAAUAAGUGCAACAAAACAAGUAUUAGCCACUCAGUGUGUUGUUACAGCAACUACUGGGAUUGCAGCCUUUAGUAUUAAUGGUCAAACAUUACAUUCUGCUGCUCAACUUCCUAUCUGUGAAUAUAGGGAUUUGCAGGGUGAUUCACUACAGCGGUUACAGCUGAGGCUGGAAGGUAAAAGAUUUCUGAUUAUUGAUGAAAUGUCAAUGAUUGGACAUAAAAUGCUAUCAUGGCUUGACAAUAGAUUACGUGCUGGUACUGGAAAGGAAGAUAUCCCUUUUGGUGGUAUGUCAAUAAUUCUAAUGGGGGAUUUUGGUCAAUUACCACCUGUUGGUGAUAAGCCAAUGUAUGUUUCAGGUAAUCAG
Paramuricea clavata is the source of this 3745-nucleotide messenger RNA. The record is from the annotation of a GenBank genome assembly. Lineage: Eukaryota; Metazoa; Cnidaria; Anthozoa; Malacalcyonacea; Plexauridae.